UGCUAGUCACGCCCGAAUCCACCGAGAACCCCGAUUUCCACACAUUUUUGAACCGGCAGCAGUUGCUGCGGCGGCUGGACCGGAUUGUUAUUAACAAAUGCCAUGUGAUAUUGAACCCGCAGAAGGAUUUCCGGCCCGCCAUGGCCCGAUUAGGCUGAUUGGCCAGUGCCCACACGCAGAUGGUAUAUUUGAUAGCCACGUUGCCCCCAUCCAGCGAAGCCAUGUUUUUGCAGCAGAUCCAGCACUGGCCCAGUGAGGUCAGCAUAUAUUGCAGCCAGACCAGCUGUCCGAACAUGGCAUACCGCGUGCACCGGCUGAUAUUGCCGCAUGGGGUGCCCCAGGAGCCGCACCAGUGGUUGACCACCCCCGGGGUGAUUGGUUUCAUCCAGGCGCGCAUCUGCCAGGCCCGUGGCGGCCAGGUCAUUAUAUAUGCCAAUAUCAAGAGUCAGGUGGAGGCCAUCAGUCGGGAAAUCGGGUGUGAGCCGUACCACAGCGCGGUGUUAGAUCGAGCCGGGGUCAUGCAGCGGUUCCAGGCCGGCCAGACCUGGGUCAUUAGUGCCACCAGCGCAUUAGGCAUGGGGAUUGAUAUCCCCAAUAUCUGGUGUGUGAUUCACAUUGGCCGGCCGCGAAUGUUGUUAGAUUACGGGCAGGAAAGUGGCCGCGCUGGGCGUGAUGGCGUUGCCAGCAAAGCCAUCAUUAUCCAGCCCCAGGGGUGGGAUAGCCCAGAUCCAUGGAUUGACCAGGUUGCCGAGGCUGAUUUCGAGCACCAGUACUUGGACGGGACCAUCAAUGGGUAUUCCUGGCAGCAGUGCCAGGAUAUUGAUCUAGGGGAGUUACCGUGCGAUGCAUGCGAUCCCGAGUGGGGAGCGCAGGAGCCAGUUAGUCCCACCCCAACAUCACCAACCCCAGUAGCCCCCAGCUCAACAUCCAGGGUACCACCAUCCCCAUCACCCACCCAAUUGGCACCACCCAUAUCCCCGUCCGCCCCCUGUCCAGUCACCCGCGCGGUAUCCGUUCAGACAGACGAUUCGUUCAUGUCCCAGGUGCCCCCCGGGUCCGGGUUUAGGCGUGGAAGUAGCCCCCACGCGGCAGCCCCCGUGCUGGCAGCCAUUCCACCCCGUCCGCAAUACCCCCCGGCGGCCAUCCGUCAGCAGUCCGGGGCCAUGCAGGCCGGAAUUAACCAUGAAUUCAUUGAGCAGGAAGCCCGGACAUGGUUGAAUCAGUAUUAUAUUUGCACCACCACUGGCCGGGAUGGCGACCAUGAGUUAUAUUCAUGCCGACACCCUGACAGCCAGGCUGCCAAGCAGUGGAUGAUCCAGGUCUGGUCCCAGGUAGAUUAUAUCCCGUUCCAGUAUUAUUAUACAUGUGGCAUGCCCCAAUCCAUUUAUUUAGGGUGGCAGGCCCGCCAGCCAUGUACAUGGCGUGGUGCGUUGGUUCCACCCAUUGCCAGGAUGUUAUAUGGACCGCACGGGGAGGCCAUACGCGACGCAUUCGAGCGGCAUUUACAUGGCCAGAUCAUUAAAGGCCGUGUAGUGUUCCCUAAUAAGGGGAAUCAGCAGGCUAUUAAGCCCCAUAUUGUGGAUAUAUAUCAGAUUACAUCAAUAGCAGCAUUUUUGGGGCAGGGAACCAUCAAUGGGCAAGGGGUUGAGAUCCAGGCAGUAUUUUAUUGA
Messenger RNA from Aspergillus ochraceoroseus IBT 24754, 1670 nucleotides. RefSeq lists its product as uncharacterized. Lineage: Eukaryota; Fungi; Ascomycota; Eurotiomycetes; Eurotiales; Aspergillaceae. Gene Ontology annotation, cellular component: cytoplasm; chromosome. Gene Ontology annotation, molecular function: four-way junction helicase activity; 3'-5' DNA helicase activity. The record is from RefSeq and is a predicted model, not a curated record. Bases 180 to 1670 code for a protein of 496 amino acids. The transcript has 2 exons. Gene Ontology annotation, biological process: double-strand break repair via homologous recombination.